Medioppia subpectinata is the source of this 720-nucleotide messenger RNA. The record is from the annotation of a GenBank genome assembly. Lineage: Eukaryota; Metazoa; Arthropoda; Arachnida; Sarcoptiformes; Oppiidae.
CGAGACACUGAAAACAAACACAUUACCAGACAUCAGGUCUACCACAAGACCUAUGACUUCAUAGUGAUUGGGUCGGGAUCGGCGGGCGGACCCGUGGCCUACCGAUUGGCCGCUACACCGGGCGUACGGGUGCUGCUGCUGGAGGCCGGACCCGUCAACUCAGUGGUCAGUGAUAUACCCAUUGAAUACGUGACACUAUUUCAGUCGGAAUACGACUGGAAUUACGCCGAAGAGCGACAGCCCGUGGGUCUGGCCUUCAAAGACGGCCGCAUCCCAGAGAAUAGGGGCCGAGUGUUGGGCGGCUCGUCCUCUAUCAACGCCAUGAUCUAUAAUAGAGGCCAUCGCCAGACGUUUGACGACUGGAGCCGUGAGUUCGGCGCUCAGGGAUGGAGGGUUAUGGCAGUCAUCCUCUUAAUGAUAAUCGCAUACGUGUUUCGGUCGCAAAUCAAGAAAUGGUAUUUCGAAAACUGUGUCCAAAAAUCUGGUCAAAAAACGGGCCCAAAAACGGUUGGACAGCAAAAGAGUGUGCAAACGGGUCGGACACGAGUGAGGGUUCCGGGAGACCUAUCUGUUGAGGAGGACUCCAUUAGUGAUCGGGAGCUGUCCAUCAAAGCCAAUCGCGCGUCAACUGAAGAGUUCAUUCCCGGAGCUAACAAAGACCGCAAAAGUACAAUACCUGAUCCCGUGGGCAAUGGCGGUGGCGGACACACCACUGAAGAU